Nelumbo nucifera (sacred lotus) is the source of this 2072-nucleotide messenger RNA. RefSeq names its product enolase 1, chloroplastic-like. Gene Ontology annotation, cellular component: phosphopyruvate hydratase complex. The record is from RefSeq and is a predicted model, not a curated record. Gene Ontology annotation, molecular function: phosphopyruvate hydratase activity; magnesium ion binding. Gene Ontology annotation, biological process: glycolytic process. NCBI's taxonomy places the organism in Eukaryota, Viridiplantae, Streptophyta, Magnoliopsida, Proteales, Nelumbonaceae.
CCUACCUCCUCUCUCUCUCUAGCGCGCGGGUGCUCGCGUCUUUGAACGUCUCUCCAGUCUUCAGAGCCCCCCAACUCCAAGUCUCCAACAACCACCACACCAGGAGUCGGAGGCAUCUUUGCUUCCUUCUCCCAUUGACAGACUUCUCAACCAAACCAACCCCUCCUCCCACCCUCCACUCCACUUGUAUAUAUAUAGAUAGACAAGAGCCCUUGUUGUCUCCGAAAACUGAGAAGCAGGAGCAGCCCUUACAUCCUCAACGGCUUUAUUACCGCCUAAAGAUGGCCCUAAUCACCUCUCUCUCCUCAUCCAAACCCAGCACUCUUCUCGAAAAUCCCUUCAUUUCUUCCAAAAUUUCUUCUCUCUACUCCCCUUCCACUUCUUUCCCAUCUUCCACCUCUCACAAGUAUCGUCCUCUGUCCGUCCGCAGCUCCAUUACCGUCGCUCCUUCGCCGGUGAAUGCCGCAAAGGAGUUCGCCGUGAAAUCGGUGAAGGCGAGGCAAAUCAUUGAUAGUCGAGGGAAUCCCACUGUUGAGGUUGAUCUUGUAACUGAUGAUCUAUAUCGAUCUGCCGUCCCCAGCGGAGCGUCGACUGGGAUCUAUGAAGCAUUGGAACUCAGAGAUGGCGACAAGAGAGCUUAUGGUGGAAAAGGCGUUCUCAAAGCGGUUCAGAACAUUAACGAGGUUUUAGCUCCCAAGCUCAUUGGUGUAGACGUUAGAAAUCAAGCUGAUGUCGAUGCUAUCAUGUUAGAACUUGAUGGUACACCAAAUAAAUCAAAAUUGGGGGCCAAUGCCAUUCUAGGAGUAUCCCUGAGUGUCUGUAGGGCUGGUGCUGGGGUAAAGGGGGUGCCUCUUUACAAGCACAUUCAAGAAUUAGCUGGAACGAAGGAGCUUGUUAUGCCAGUUCCAGCUUUCAACGUGAUAAAUGGGGGCAGCCAUGCUGGUAAUAAUCUUGCCAUGCAAGAAUUCAUGAUACUACCAGUAGGUGCUGCUUCAUUUUCUGAGGCUCUGCAGAUGGGCAGUGAAGUAUAUCAUAUUCUCAAGGGCAUCAUCAAGGCAAAAUAUGGACAAGAUGCUUGCAAUGUUGGAGAUGAAGGAGGAUUUGCUCCAAAUGUUCAGGAUAACAGGGAGGGACUGGUUUUACUCAUUGAUGCAAUUGAAAAGGCUGGUUACACAAGCAAGAUCAAAAUAGGGAUGGACGUUGCAGCUUCAGAGUUCUUCACAAAAGAUGGGAAAUAUGACCUAAACUUUAAGAAGCAGCCAAAUGAUGGUGCUCAUGUCUACACAGCUCAGAGCCUCUGUGAAAUGUACAAGGAGUUUGUCAGAGACUUUCCUAUUGUGUCAAUUGAAGACCCCUUUGAUCAAGAUGAUUGGAGCUCAUGGGCUUCAUUACGGUCUUCAGUUGAUAUCCAACUUGUAGGUGAUGACUUGCUGGUCACUAAUCCAAAGAGAAUUUCUGAAGCUAUUCAGAAGAAGGCUUGCAAUGCUUUGCUAUUAAAGGUUAACCAAAUAGGCACAGUCACUGAAUCCAUUCAAGCAGCUCUUGACUCAAAAGCUGCAGGUUGGGGUGUGAUGGUCAGCCACAGGAGUGGUGAGACAGAGGAUAAUUUCAUAGCAGAUCUCUCUGUUGGUUUGGCAAGUGGACAGAUCAAAACAGGAGCUCCUUGCCGAAGUGAACGAUUGGCCAAAUACAAUCAGCUAUUACGGAUCGAAGAGGAACUUGGAAAUGUGCGUUAUGCUGGAGAGGCUUUUAGAUCUCCAUAGAAAAUAAUGGAUUGAACUCAAAAUUCUUAUGGAAAUGACAUAAGUAGUCGAUCAAAUUCACCCAUGUGUGAAAAGAAAACCAUGCCUAUCAUGAAAUGAAGGACCAUAAGUUAUGAUCUAGAGUAAGUCCAGCAAGAAUUCAAAUUGCCUUGAUGGAAUUUAAAAUGAGUGUCUGUUGAUUUUUGAGGAGAUAGAAAUUUUGUUUGUAACUUUUUGCCAUGGAAAUAAUUUAUUAUGCUAUUAUGCAAAGCUAUUGUUCUUUUCAAAUGUGAUUGGGUUUAGAAUAAGUCAAAUCCAAUUUUGUGUUUU